Eutrema salsugineum is the source of this 282-nucleotide messenger RNA. RefSeq names its product putative defensin-like protein 12. The record is from RefSeq and is a predicted model, not a curated record. NCBI's taxonomy places the organism in Eukaryota, Viridiplantae, Streptophyta, Magnoliopsida, Brassicales, Brassicaceae. The transcript has 2 exons. The coding region runs from base 1 to 282 and encodes 93 amino acids.
AUGGCCAAGUCUUCUCCUGCAUUUCUUGUCUUCCUCUGCCUUUCCAUGCUUAUCUUGUCAACCCCUGAAGUGGAUGCUGUUGCUAAGGUAUGCAUAAAAGUGUCAACCAAAACGUUGUCAACGAAUUGUCAGAAAAACGACUGCGACUGCCACUUUCACAGCCACGCAUGCAGCGAAUGGGAAGAUGGGAGCCAUGGAAAUUGCAAAACAUACCAAAUCCAGAUCGUUUGCACCUGUUACGUGAAGUGUGCUGAUACUUCAUCUACGUCAAACGCAUAUUAA